AGUGGGAGGAAGAAAAGCUACAACCGGAGAUUUAGAUAUAGCCGUUAAAAAGGUCCAAGAACCGAACGGCUGCAAGUUACCCAGCGCGAAUUCGAUCAUCUCUCACCGGUAAGGUCGAUCUUAAAGCGUUGAUCUGACGGUGAAGAGAGACGGCUAAACCGCACAUGAGCAAAGCAAAGAGAUCUCCCAUAACAGGGCUCGGACCGUACUUGAGACUGUCCGCGGAGAAACUCAAGAAGGAGAAGGAAGAGAAGAAGAAGAAGAAGAAGAGUGCAACCUCCGACAAAAGUCCAUCAGAAAUGGCAGCAACAACAGCAGCUACGAUGUCGAUCGGGUCAGCAGUCUGUUGUGGCCCCAAGACAAGCACUUGCGCUCAGUCCAAGCUCUUCACUCUGAGGCCUACUCCCCGCAACUCGCUCACAACUUUCAGCGGCCUCAAGGCAGCGACCUCUGUGAGCUUUGAGUCCGACUCGUCUUUCCUAGGCAGGGACUCCAGUUCAGCCCUCCGGCGCAUGUUUGCCAUCAACUCUCAGAAACCAAACCAAAGUCUCCCCUCCAAGAAAUCUCUUCAGCCCCAGGCAUCUUACAAGGUGGCCGUUCUUGGCGCUGCAGGUGGGAUUGGUCAGCCUCUAGCCCUCCUAAUCAAGACAUCCCCUCUUGUCUCAGCUCUCCACCUCUAUGAUAUAGCAAAUGUUAAGGGAGUCGCGGCUGAUCUUAGCCACUGCAACACUCCCUCUCAAGUUCUUGACUUCACUGGUGCUUCUGAGUUAGCUGAGUGCUUGAAGGGUGUGAACGUGGUGGUCAUUCCUGCUGGGGUUCCGAGAAAGCCUGGAAUGACCCGAGAUGAUCUAUUCAACAUAAAUGCAAACAUAGUGAAAACUCUUGUGGAGGCUGUGGCUGAUAACUGCCCCGAUGCUUUCAUCCACAUUAUAAGCAAUCCAGUGAACUCCACUGUCCCAAUUGCUGCUGAGGUUCUGAAGCAGAAGGGGGUCUACAACCCAAAGAAGCUCUUUGGAGUCACCACCCUAGAUGUUGUUCGGGCUAAUACUUUUGUUGCCCAGAAGAAGAACCUGAAACUGAUUGAUGUUGAUGUACCUGUGGUUGGGGGUCAUGCGGGGAUUACCAUUUUGCCUCUGCUUUCGAAGACAAAGCCUUCAGUGAGCUUCUCAGAUGAAGAGAUUGAGGCUCUCACUGUCAGGAUCCAGAAUGCUGGUACAGAGGUCGUCGAGGCAAAGGCAGGGGCAGGCUCCGCUACACUCUCAAUGGCCUAUGCAGCGGCCAGAUUCGUGGAGUCAUCUCUCAGGGCUUUAAAUGGAGAUGAUGUCUAUGAAUGUGCUUACGUUCAGUCUGACAUCAAUGAGCUUCCAUUCUUCGCAUCAAGGAUUAAGAUGGGGAAGAAAGGGGUUGAAGAGAUCAUUUCUGCCGACUUCCAAGGGUUGACCGAGUAUGAGCAGAAGGCGCUCGAAGCACUCAAGCCUGAGCUCAAGGCGAGCAUUGAGAAGGGGAUUGCAUUCGCCCAGAAGAAACCAGUAACUGCUUGAGGUUUCGUGUUUCAGUUGUAGAAGGAUACUUCUGGUGGGUCUAACCUGAAGUGGCAUUUAGUUGUCUCAUUUUUGUGGGCUAAAGAUUUCGUUGGGUCUUGCGGUUUUUCUUCAUCAAAGGACAAAUAACACCGAGACAGUGUCGUGGUCUCAAAAGAUCCUUACUUGCUAAUUGCUAUCAUAAUACAGGGAUCUAGUCAUCUAUAGCUUGAGAAUAAUGUUUAGCCAGUCACGGAUGUUCCCUUUCUACAAAAAAAAAAAAGAUAGUUCAAAGAGAUAUCACACAUUUUACUCUUGA
This is a messenger RNA of Punica granatum (pomegranate), 1839 nucleotides long. The record is from RefSeq and is a predicted model, not a curated record. Lineage: Eukaryota; Viridiplantae; Streptophyta; Magnoliopsida; Myrtales; Lythraceae.